Molecule: messenger RNA, 1305 nt
Organism: Pediculus humanus corporis (human body louse)
Lineage: Eukaryota; Metazoa; Arthropoda; Insecta; Psocodea; Pediculidae
Product: Sorting nexin-6, putative
Exons: 8
Coding region: 1-1305 (434 amino acids)
Biological process (GO): phagosome-lysosome fusion involved in apoptotic cell clearance
Molecular function (GO): phosphatidylinositol binding
Source: RefSeq, a predicted model, not a curated record
AUGUAUACGAAUGUCGUGUCAAUAGAAUCAAAGUUUGUAACUCUAUGUAAAACUUUAGUCAUUGGUUUUAUCAAUCGCAAUGAUUUGGAUGAAAGUGCUGUAUCAAGUAUUUUUAAUGAAAGUGAUUCAAAAUCAAAGGCUUUAAAACAAGUUACACCCUAUUUACCACAAAAUGAAAUAAAAGUUGAAAUAUCAGAUGCUCUUAGUGAAAAGGACAAAGUCAAAUUUACAGUACAAACAACUAAAUACACUUCUAAUUUAGAAGAAAUAAAAUUUUCUGUCGUUAGACAACAUGAAGAAUUUGUUUGGUUGCACGAUAGAUUUGAAGAAGAACCAAAAUACAUUGGAUUUAUUAUUCCUCCUGCUCCCCCUAGACCUGAUUUUGAUGCUUCAAGAGAAAAACUUCAGAAACUUGGAGAAGGAGAAGGUACAAUGACAAAAGAGGAAUUUUCAAAAAUGAAACAAGAAUUGGAAGCUGAAUAUCUGGCAACAUUCAAAAAAACAGUGGCUGUGCAUGAAAUGUUUUUGAUAAGGCUUGCAAAACAUCCAGUAUUCAAAUUCGAUUACACAUUCCAAGUUUUCCUAGAGUACGAUGAAGAUUUAUUAGUUCGAGGGAAGAACAAACUUGAAAAAAUUGGAAGUUUUAUGAACUCUGUAUCUGUGACAACUGAUGAAUAUUUACUCUCUGCAAAAGUCAAAGAUAUAAAUGAAUUUUUCGAAGAGGAAAAAAAUUUCUUAAUCGAUUAUCACAAUCAUUUAAAGGAUGCGACAGCGAAGGCUGAUAAAAUGACUCGGAAACACAAGGAUGUGGCCGAUUGUUACUUGCACAUAAGUGCAGGUUUCACACAGCUUUCUACGAUAGACCACAAAGACCUUGACAAAUUUUUGGUCAAAGUUACUGAAACAUUUGAAAAAGCGAGAAAAUUAGAAGCAAGAGUUGCAUCGGAUGAAGAUUUAAAACUAUCCGAUACUUUAAGAUUUUAUAUGAGAGAAUUGUCUGCUGCUAAAAGGCUUUUAUAUCGAAGGCUAAGAUGUUUAGCCGAAUACACGAAUGCGAAUAGAAAUUUAGAAAAAGUCAGAACUAAAAAUAAGGAUGUUCAUGCGGCUGAAAAAACACAAAUAAACGCGUGUAAUCUUUUUCAACAAAUGGACAAGAAAGCAGAGGAAGAAUUAUUAAAUUUUAAAGACAGGAGAAUUGCAGAUUUUAGAAAAAAUCUCGUCGAAUUGGCCGAAUUGGAAAUAAAACACGCCAAGUCUCAGGUUUCACUUCUUAAAACGUGCCUGGCGAGUCUCAAGAAAGAAUGA